AUGCCGACGGAGCUGGAGGAGGUCACAUGCGAGAACCUCGUCGGCUACUCUGCCUCCCAGCCCGCGCUCUUCAAGAGACACCAACUGCUCCCCGUCAGAGACCUCAAGCUGCUGGCCAAGGACUACCCACCGAUUGCCAAAGAUGCGCUGACCAUCCUGAUCAACCUGUCGGCGGACGACGAAGUGCUCAAGGAGCUGGCGGAGGACGAUGCCUUUCUCGAGACCCUCCUGAAGAAAGUCACCAACCCAAAGGAAAAGGCAGCAACAGAGAUAACGAUGCUGCUCGCCAACCUGGCCAAGUCAGACAGCAUCAAGCGUAUCGUCAGCCUGGAGAGAGCAGUGCCGGAGGGGGUGUCGACCUCCAAGAAGGCUAUGGACCAGCUUAUGGACUGCUUCAUCAAGGGAGGAGACAAGGACAAGGACCAGGACAAGGCAUAUGACUAUCUCUCCUACUUCUUUGCCGACAUCUCUAAGUUCGAAGAAGGACGAGCCUACUUCGUCACCGAGCAAGCCUACGACGCGGUUAUCCCCAUCACAAAGUUGACAGUCUUCACCGAGCACCGCAGUCAUAUUAGGCGCAGAGGAGUCGCUUCUACAAUCAAGAACGUCGCCUUUGAUGUCUCCUCCCACCCAGUCCUCAUGUCGGAGGAACAGGUCAACCUGCUGCCUUAUAUCCUCCUCCCGCUCGCCGGGCCAGAAGAGUUCACCGACGAGGAAAGCUCAGAUAUGCUGCCGGACUUGCAACUGCUUCCGCCCGACAAACAGCGUGAUCCGGACCCGGACAUCCUCACUGCGCAUCUCGAGACGCUUCUCUUAUUGACCUCAACCAGGGACGGUAGAGACAUGCUUCGGAGGGUCCAGGUAUAUCCUCUAAUCAGGGAGUGCCAUCUGCAUACCAACAACGAGGCUGUACAGGAGGCCUGCGACCGACUGGUGCAAGUCAUUAUGCGAGACGAGGAGGGUGAAGGGGAGGCUACAGAGGCCGCCAUCGAGAAAGCCAGACUCGAGAUCGAGGCGAAGAAGGCCGACGAUGCGGAUGAAGAGAAGGUCUCCGCCAUGUCAUUAGUUAACAACGACUCGACCACCAACGAUCACCAUCUCACCAACUCACCUACGCCAUGGAUAUCCUGGCAUGGACUUCAGGUCAGACCGUGUAUCGCCGAACUCAUCCGCACACAAUGUCCACCGCCCAAGCUGCUGCUUCGAGUCGAGCGCGUUAUCGAGGUAAUCGUCCGGAAGGACGAGGAAGCCCAUAACAAUGAUAAGCACGAAGCCGUGUAUAAAGCGUAUCGACUAUUUCUUAGUGAUGGAGAAUACACCAUACAGGCCUUGCUCAAGAGCGAGCUGCAUGUCCUCGUAUCUAGCAGUAAGGAUGACCUGACGCCCGGGACGGUUCUUGAUAUCCAAGACUACGAGCUACGUACGGCCAACAGACUAGCACCCAAGGGUGCACGGUCUGGCAGAGUUGUUUUCCUGGCUGUUGCAAGGUAUAGACGGGCAGUGCCCUUCAAACUAGAUGUACAGCUCAAGAAUCUUGAGGAUGAACAUCUACUCGUCAAACGAGAUGCAGCCGCACUGUCCGACGAAGGCGCUGGUGAUAGCCCACGGGAAGAGAAGAGGAGACAGAAAACCGCCGAGAGGGAUAAGGCAAUGGUAUUUAGGGCAGCAGUUGAGGAUACUAAUCUACUUGAAGAAAUCGAAGAUGAAAAUCUCAAAGAUGAUAUCCUGGGUGUAUCUCCGUGCUACUCUACAGCACCUAAAAUACUGUCUUCCACAGCCAUGUCCACCUCCAUGAAAGUCCUCACCCUCUCAGACCUUCUCGCCCCUCGAAUACCCUUCCCCAAGAGGAACUAUCCCUGCAAUGUUAUAGCAGUGAUAUCGUGGAUCUCUCCCCAGGUGAUAAAACGAACAAACAUGCCUCCGAAAAGAGACCUUAGGCUCAUCGAUCCCACUAUCAUCAAAACCGUCGACAAACGGCGCUCGUCUGUGACUACUGCGUCCUCGUUACCAUCUACAUCGCCACCUAGCAUCACAGCUAAUUGGACGGUAGGAAUAUCGAUGAGCGUGUUUAUAGAUGCAGCCGAAUUUCACCCUCCCGUCGGGACCGUGGCGUUUUUUAGAGGCAUAAAGACGCAUGAGUGGGAUGGUAUCAGCCUGAACGCAUAUGAGAAAGACUGCAGGAAUAAGGAAUGGUUUAUAACCGACCCAGACAGGCUAGCUAGCUUGGGAGUUGAUUCGUCCGCGUUAAAAACUUGGUGGCUACAUGUACAAACGAGGUGGGAGGACGCCAGGAAGGCUUCUACUCAGGAAAAUUGA
Molecule: messenger RNA, 2316 nt
Organism: Trichophyton benhamiae CBS 112371
Lineage: Eukaryota; Fungi; Ascomycota; Eurotiomycetes; Onygenales; Arthrodermataceae
Exons: 6
Coding region: 1-2316 (771 amino acids)
Source: RefSeq, a predicted model, not a curated record